AUGUCCAACGUGCUUCCUGCCAUAACUUUCGUAAUAGCGUUAUGCUUCAGGCUUGAGAAAGUAAAGAUAACGAGCAUACGCAGUUGGGCCAAGAUAAUUGGGACACUUGCCACGGUGGCCGGGGCCAUGAUCAUGACAUUAGUAACUGGCCCAAAUUUGGGCCUUCCAUGGACCAAACAAGGCCCGGCCCAAGAUCAACACCAUCAAACCCAAGUGACUCUCCAAGACUCGAUCAAGGGUGCAGUCAUGAUCAUCGUCGGAUGUCUGAGUUGGGCCUGUUUCAUUAUCUUGCAGGCAGUCACUUUACGGACAUAUCUAUCUAUGACUGUAUGGGUUUGUUUACUAGCAACUGUGGAGGGUGCGGCCGUGGCCCUUGUCGCGGAGAAUCGGAAUCCGGCGACUUGGGCCAUAAAGUGGGACACCAAGCUUCUUCCAGUUGUCUAUACUGUAAGAUCUAUUUGUCAAUAUAAAUACACCAAAUCAGCAUUGUAA
This is a messenger RNA of Striga hermonthica, 492 nucleotides long. NCBI's taxonomy places the organism in Eukaryota, Viridiplantae, Streptophyta, Magnoliopsida, Lamiales, Orobanchaceae. The record is from the annotation of a GenBank genome assembly.